AUGUACAGAGCUUCGUGGGAUUCAUUGUGUCUUAUCCUGGCCAACGGGCUCAUCCAAUCCAGCGCGCGCAACGGCUCCGACCCAUUCCGCGUCGUUUGGUACAAGGGUGACACAACCGAAUCAACCAACUACCUCAAGUCCGACGCCGUCGUCAUAGGUAUUACCUACACGCCAUCAUCCGAGAAAAUAGUCACCAACCAAGGCAUCGCGAAGUCGCCAGUCUGGUAUGCCUGGCACGACCACUUGCUCCUCGUAGGUCCGACCCCAAACCCGGCCAAUCUCUCCAGAACAACCGAUCUCAAUUCCAUGUUCUCGGACCUGUACGGCGCCGCAGAAGGCGACGACAGUGAACCGCCUGUGCGCUUCCUCAAGCGGUACGACAAGUCCGCUACCAGUAUCAAGGAUUCCCGGCCGUGGAUCCAAACCGGGAAGAUGCCGCGGGCGACUGCGCACUCAAUUUGGUACCACCAGUACAUUACGUAUCCGACCCAGGCGCUGACGGCUGCUAUCUUGAUUGCUUGA
Penicillium soppii is the source of this 522-nucleotide messenger RNA. RefSeq lists its product as uncharacterized. The coding region runs from base 1 to 522 and encodes 173 amino acids. Lineage: Eukaryota; Fungi; Ascomycota; Eurotiomycetes; Eurotiales; Aspergillaceae. The record is from RefSeq and is a predicted model, not a curated record. The transcript has a single exon.